UCAACUAUUUGCUGUCUUGCAACAAAAUUCUCUUUGAUACAUUGUUCAUAAGUUUCGUUUGUCAAGCCGACAUUAGGACAGCUGCCAUCAAAAUAUAAUGUAAUAACAAUCGUGACAAUAGUUUUAAUGGAUUAAGUGGUGUUUUUAAUAAAUUAUACGCGACAUGUUUUCUUUGAAACACAAACUAACAUGAAUUGUAGAAGUAAAGUGAGAUGGCACAGAAUAUAUGGCACGUUUUGCUAUGGUUAGGUAUAGUGUGGCCGUCUUUAUGCAUAGAUGUGGACAUGGAGUCUGAGUUCCCUGAAGACCGCUGGAUAUUCAGACAGUCGCACCAGGAAGGCAGGGGCCCCGGCGACCUCGCGUGCGCUAACACACGACCCUCCGCAAAGGAUAUUGUUCGACGCUUUUAUGCGAUAUUGCCAUAUUUCGACAAAGACCACACGAACACAGCGUUCCUCCACAAGUUUCGAGGUACUAUCUACAGCAUGUCUGACAGUGAAGACAUGUUGGACCGGGAGGCGGGGUUCUACGCAGCCGUGCUCACCCCUCUCGUCUUCCUGCAGCAGUACAGGGACACCUGGUGUCUUCUGGAGAGAUUUCACAGGGCCAUACGUCUAUAUCAAAUUUCACACCCCACAGAAAAGAGAUCAGCAUUAAAAUUGCUACAGAACUUAAGAGCUGUAAAUCAAAAGAUUCGUGGUUUCAUAUUCGAGUUACCUGGUCCCGAGCAAGUGACCCGCUCGACGCCGCCACCGGAGGCAGAAGAAGACGAAACAUUGCAUGAUAAGAAAGACAUUAGGUAUCUCAAGGAACUGAUUAAAAACCUCGGCUUGGCCCUGAUCGGCUAAACUAAGGAUAGAGGAGGCGAAAGAAAAAAUACCCAAAAAACUAUCGAAUAGAUUAUGGAAAUUGUAAAAUCUAUAUUUAAUAAACCGCGAAGCAUUACGUGAAGUUAGUUUCAUUUCUAAUAAAUUCCAUGUUUUACAUGCUUUCAUCAUUAUUUGCCUUAAUGGUGCACCUUCCAUUUUUUUUUGUCUUUUGGGACUCUGUUAUCCCUACUAACAUCAUAAAUGCCAGUUUGUUUGAUAAGCUUUCAAGCGAAUAGUAAUUAACCUUACACAUACACUUGAAGGAAAUAGAUAUAACAUAGGGUUUGUUUUAAUUCGUUUAAUAAGGAGGAUUAUGAUUUAGAUAGAUAUAAUCAGCGCGGGCGCAGGUUACCCUUAAUAAUUUGUAAAGCUAUAGGAAUCAAAACUUAAAAGUUACAAAAUCAAAUAAGU
Messenger RNA from Trichoplusia ni (cabbage looper), 1280 nucleotides. RefSeq lists its product as uncharacterized. Bases 213 to 848 code for a protein of 211 amino acids. The transcript is spliced from 6 exons. The record is from RefSeq and is a predicted model, not a curated record. Lineage: Eukaryota; Metazoa; Arthropoda; Insecta; Lepidoptera; Noctuidae.